Molecule: messenger RNA, 2035 nt
Organism: Mercenaria mercenaria
Lineage: Eukaryota; Metazoa; Mollusca; Bivalvia; Venerida; Veneridae
Exons: 10
Coding region: 613-1797 (394 amino acids)
Source: RefSeq, a predicted model, not a curated record
UACAAAAUUUAUUAAUGGGAUAUUCAUUUGACAAAAUAAACCCAGUUUAAUUGGAAGUAAAAUACUUUAUCAUUAAAACCGAAAAACGAUAAUUAUACGGGAAACGGUUUCAGACAUUUUGCAAUAAUUAUGUUGCAAGUAAAGAUCUUUAAGGGCGAAUAAAAUCUAUGCUAUGUACCUCUUAAAUAUGUUUUAAUGUGUCAUUAACUAUAAUUUAAUAUCAAUUAAAAUUGUGUGUAUAUGUGUGUUAGGCUGGAUCAACGUUCAACGGAAUAUAAAUAAUGUAUCGGACAUUUAUAGCUAGAAUUUCAGAUUCAGUUUUUGUGAGGAGAGACGAAGAAAACUCGAUAAUUAAGUAACGUUUGUGGUGUAAGAUUUAUUAAGCUGAAAUGAAAUGAGGUAGAGGAGAAUACUACAGGAUCGACAUACCGACACUUGAUAAAGAUUGUUAUACCUUUUCUCCCUUUUUAGGUUGGGGAUAGACAUUGCGAUAAUGUAUUUCCUGGCGUACCAACCUUCGGACUAAACUGUCAGCAUAGAUGUCAUUGUUAUAAUGAUGACAAAUGCAGCGAAUCAAGAGGUUGUACAAACGGAAGAUGCAAUCUCGGAUGGAUGGGACCACUUUGUCAAUAUCGUAAUAUUGCAAAAGAGUUCAAGGAGACAGCACAAGAAGGAGAAAAUUUUAUUCAACAUUCAGACCUUGCAGUUGAUGGCAAUCUACAAACCUGCAGUGAAACAAACCUGGCCCAAUCUGAUGGUCAACAAGCUUGGAGAGUUCAGUUAAACAGGCCAUAUCGUGUUGUGGGAGUGAAAAUUCAUAUAUUGAUCAACGAUCUGGAAAAUUUCGCAAACUUCCGGAUAGAGACAGGGCCUACAAGUUUGAGUUUUCCAAAUUUAUGUUAUGAACAGCAAAAUAAACCAGCCACCUCCGAGAUCGAAAUAAUUUGUUUAGAGCCGGUUGAAACACAGAACAUCAGAAUUACCCAGUUGUUAGAAAAUGUUCCGUUGCGAAUCUGCGAAUUUGAGAUAUAUGGAGGAAGAGAGAUUGCAUUUAACAUGCCGACAAACCAAUCGACAGAUUACGGAAAUUGGUUGUCUUCCCGAGCCGUCGAUGGUAGAUAUCCUGAUGAAGGUGAAGAACUGAUUAUUGAAGCGAACACAUGUUCGAGAACAGACGGACUAGAAAACAAUCCGUGGCUGUACAUUGACCUGCAACAAGACUUUAAGAUACAAGAUAUGAGCUUCUAUGGUCGACAUACAACAUUAGAACAAUCUAAGGGUUUCUACAUAUCAGUUGGUGAGGUUGCACAUAGCGGAAUAACUAUUUUCCAAGAUACUGUUGACGGUACGACCAAUCCUGCCCACUAUAGUCCCCGUACCACAGAGCUAACUACUGAAUAUGUAGCAAAGGUCGUACAAAUUGGUAUACAACCAUACAGUGGAACAGCUACAUUGUCAGUAUGUGAAAUGCAUAUAUUUGCAGAUUGUGUUGUGAAUAAAUGUGGGUGGAAUUGUGAAAAGAAUUGUUACUGUGAUGGAGAAGUAACAGGGAAAAUGAAAAUAGACGGUAUUUGUCCAUAUGGGUGUUCUGGAAGAUGGACGGGACAAAAUGGUGCAUGCGAUAUUGAAUGUGGUGAAACCGAAUGGGGUGAAAUGUGCAAACGCAAAUGCGGAAACUGCUUGAAAUUUCCUUGUGAUCUGAAAACUGGACAGUGUGGCGGUGGUUGCAGUGGACCCUGGCUUCCACCGCUCUGCACACAGGCGUGUGAAGCGGGCACGUAUGGCACAAACUGUUAGAAAAGAUGUGGUCAUUGCAAUCAUGGAAAUACCUGUGACAUUGGGACUGGCUUUUGUCUUCAAGGUUGUGACCCAGGAUGGCAGGGUGAUCGUUGUGACAAAGAAUGUCCGUCACAACGUUUCGGAGCAGACUGUAAACAACGAUGUUACUGCUAUGACGGUGUAGAUUGUAGUAAGGAUUUAGGAAAAUGCCCAGGUGACUGUGCCCCAGGAUAUAAUGGCAUUCAUUGUGAUAAUG